AUAGUUCUUGAUUCUUCAGGCUUGGUCUCUAAUUUUUUUGGACUAGAGGCCAAGCUAGUACAUACAUAUAUAUAUACAAUACAUAUUUUUCCGUCAGGGUUUUCGUUUCAAAGGGUAGGGAGAGUAAUUAAUUUGGAUAUAUAUAUAUAUGGCGCCGGUUUCAUUGCCUCCUGGUUUUCGAUUCCACCCCACCGACGAAGAACUCGUUGCUUAUUACCUCAACAGAAAGAUCAACGGCCGUAAAAUCGAUCUCGAAAUUAUUCCUGAAGUUGAUCUCUACAAAUGUGAGCCAUGGGACCUUCCAGGAAAGUCUUUAUUACCAAGCAAAGAUCUUGAAUGGUAUUUUUUUAGCCCUCGUGACCGUAAAUAUCCGAACGGGUCGAGGACAAAUCGGGCAACAAAAGCCGGAUACUGGAAGGCGACAGGCAAGGACAGAAAGGUAAAUUCACAGGCAAGGGCAGUGGGUAUGAAGAAAACCCUAGUUUAUUACCGAGGGAGAGCUCCUCAUGGAUCUCGUACCGAUUGGGUUAUGCACGAAUACCGAUUAGACGAAAGGGAAUGUGAAAUUCCUACCGGCUUGCAGGAUGCUUAUGCGCUUUGCCGAGUAUUCAAGAAGAGUUUGAAUAUCCCGAAAGUUGGAGAUCAUUAUGUAAAUUCAUCAAGUUCGAGCGUUGACUAUCAAUUGCCGUUGACUUCAUUAUCGACUCCAAUUAACAUAACUGGUUCUUCUUCAUCAAACGACGCGAGUUGGGCACACUACUUAUCAGACGAGGCUUUCAAUCCAUACUCCAAUUGUGCACCCACACCAUUUCCACCAUCUAAGGUUGACAUAGCAUUAGAAUGUUCAAGGUUACAGAAUAGGUUUUCAUUGCCUGCAUUGGAGGUCCAGGAUUAUAACAUACAGCCUCAUUUCCCUAAUUACAAUCCAGGGAUGAUGACGUCAUAUUCAAGCCCUAAUAAUUUCCAUGAGAAUCAACCUCAUGAUAUUGUGCAAGAAAUUCUUUCAGUUGCUCAAGAUCUUCAAAAUAACCAGCGGGACCCGCUGUACGCUCCGGUCGACGAUUUCUCGUUUUUUCUCCAGAGUAGUAACCAACAACAGCCUGAUCAAAUGAGUCCCUUCAAAUAUAUAGACAAUAAUAUUCACACAUCCAUUGAAAUUGGAGAUAUUCAUAAUAGUGAUCAUUUAUUCCAAUCAGAGAGAAUGGUUGAGAACUUGAGAUGGGUUGGAAUGUCUAACGAGGAACUUGAAAAGGCCUUUUCAGAUGAAUAUAAGACAGUUCCAAUAGAGAACUUUUCCAGCAUGCAAAGAGAAUAUCAUGAUUUUCAAGGAGAAACUAGUAACCACAACUUCAAUCCAUUCACAAACACCAUCGACGACGAGGCGAACGACGACAAUAUCUCAAUCGGGCAUUUAAAUAACAACGACGGUGACAAUAUUAAUAAUGGAAGCGACAAUAACAACUUCUUGGAAGACGGAGACCUGGACGAUUUCUCGAGCACUCCAAACUUUGAUUUGUACGAAGGCAAACUGCUCGUCUCGACCCGGCAAACUCCCAACACGUUCUAUCACAAAGUCGUGCCUUCGAGGACAGUGCAAGUUCUUAUGAACCCUACGGUGAUGGUGCGUCAAUUUCCGUCAUUACCAAAAUCGUCGAGCAACUAUAACGGAAGUUUGUCCGAAAAGUUGGUGUCGUUUUCAAGAAAUAUGCUAAGUGUCGUGAAAUCGAAAAACUGCGCCAGCGCAAGAGUUGUUGAAGGAGGGGAAGUGAACAACAUAAAGCCUUACUUGACAUUUGCUUUGGCUUUAUGUGCCAUUUGGGUACAAAUUGUGACACCUUUCUCUUUAAUUGUGUAAGUAGAAUUGCAGUAAAUUGCUGUAUUAUGUAAGGGGGGUCAGUCUAGUAAUUAUGCUUUGAACAAUUUGGGAUUUUUUAUUUUAUUUCAUUUUUUUAAUUUAUUUUUUUUGGAUUAAGUGGUAAGAGAAGUGGGAAUUAAUCCAUAGAUAUUGGUAAUUGGUAUACUGUAACUUUAUGAAAUUUGACCUACUUUUGGGGUCAUUAAUCAUUGUACAUUUAAAAUUUGGAAGAUCUCCUUCUUGAUUUUUAUAAUUGGAUUCCGAAUAGUUAUUC
This is a messenger RNA of Erythranthe guttata (spotted monkey flower), 2129 nucleotides long. RefSeq names its product NAC domain-containing protein 54. Gene Ontology annotation, molecular function: DNA binding. Lineage: Eukaryota; Viridiplantae; Streptophyta; Magnoliopsida; Lamiales; Phrymaceae. Gene Ontology annotation, biological process: regulation of DNA-templated transcription. The record is from RefSeq and is a predicted model, not a curated record.